AUGUCUUGGUAUGACGACAACGUCCGGAUGCGUCGUUGUUGGUUUGGUUGCUUGCGGAGAAAAAGCCGAGAAUCGGGCCAAGAUGGCGGCGGUUCAUUCCGGGAAUAUAAUGUCGAUAUCCAAACAUUCCCGGCCCGACAAGAUUAA
Molecule: messenger RNA, 147 nt
Organism: Fusarium venenatum
Lineage: Eukaryota; Fungi; Ascomycota; Sordariomycetes; Hypocreales; Nectriaceae
Source: RefSeq, a predicted model, not a curated record